AUGCCAUUCACCAUACAGCAGUGUGCAAUACCUGCAGUCAUCUUUCUCAUCUGCAUCAUAGCAUAUCCGUCGCUGUGGUUGCUUCGUCACCUCGGGCCCCAACCCCUGACCAAACAGCAAUCCAUCAUACUCCAUGUAUAUGCCUUGGUGAUCCUCUUUUGCUACUACAAGGCAUGUUUCACAGACCCGGGUAGAAUUCCGAAAGAAUGGGCGCCCAAGCAGAGCCAACUGGUCAAAGAGAAGGACACUCAACGCCAAAGAUGGUGCCGUAAAUGCCAGGCUUACAAACCACCACGGGCUCAUCACUGCAAGACAUGUGAGAGGUGCAUCCCCAAGAUGGANNCCACCACUGAGAGAUCUCCCGANNGUUAUUUUGGCCCAAGUCCGGCUUUGUUGUUUGGUCUCUUCCUCAUCACUGCCUUGAACUCCGUGGUUGUGUUUGCACUGUUCAUCUUGCUUGCUCGCACACUAUGGUGCCUAGGCGCAAAUACAACCACUAUCGAGGGUUGGGAGAUUGAGAGACACGAGACAUUGCUUCGCCGUGCAAGAUACCUUGGUGGAGUCCUCGAAGGCCCUAAUGGAGCGAAGGUACGCAUCACCAGGCAGGAGUAUCCAUGGGAUAUUGGAAUCUUUUCGAAUAUUGCUCAAGGCAUGGGUAGCUGGAAUCCUCUUGCCUGGUUCUGGCCUUUUUCUUUCACCCCUUCCGUGGAGAGUGGACUGGAAUUCGAAGACAAUGGUCUUGAAGGUAUGUGUAUGUGGGUACGUGUUUGGUUCUUCGCUAAUAAUAUGCAGNCUCCGGGUACUACAUGGCCGCCACCAGACCCGGAUCGAAUGUUCCGCAUGGCACCUAAAGAAAGAGCUUUCGAUCCAGCGAACGCUUUCACUCAUUCUAUGGAUCCGGACGAGGUAUACAAGAGGCAGCAGGCUGACCGCAUGCGACCUUCUCCCAUCGCAGAUACUUCCGAGCUUCGACGCAGGCAUCCCUUCCAUGUGCGGCAUGACAAGAACAACAUUCGUAGACAUGACGACGAAGACUAUGCUUAUGGCACUGACUACGGAUCAGACGGCGAGGAACAAGAUCAAGAGGCAUAUGAAUGGCAACCAAAACCAGGAGAAGGUGAAGAAGGCUGGCGAAACUCGGAGGGCGAGAGAUUGGACGACUUUGGCGUUGACGAGGACGUCGAGUUUUACGAUGAGGACGAUGUGCCUCUUGGUGAGCUGAUGAAACGGAAAAACUUGGCUAAUGGUAACUCGGCUUAUUAUUGA
Molecule: messenger RNA, 1266 nt
Organism: Aureobasidium uvarum
Lineage: Eukaryota; Fungi; Ascomycota; Dothideomycetes; Dothideales; Saccotheciaceae
Source: the annotation of a GenBank genome assembly